AUAGCUUCACUCAGUCCAGCCAGCUGAUGACCCAUCAGUGAUAUUGCAUAGGAGAGCUCAGUCACUCUGCUGAUGACCCCUCAAGUUGCCCAUAGACGGAUGCUUUUUCAUUAUGUUUGUGUGCCUGUGUUGUUCCUUGUCUGUUCCCCCGAAAAUAAAUAGUUUGAAAACAAGGCUAAAUUUGUCACCAGCUCAUACAUAGUAAUUGUAAGGUCAACUAACUGUCUUUUACUUCCUAGUGGAAAACUAGGCGAUCAUCACCGGUGAGAGUGUGUGUGUGUGGUUUCUCACCUGUAGGCGCUCCCUUUCAGGAGAACAAAAAUGUUUGGGGCUUGACACUUUCCAUAGGCAAAUGACAUUGCAGAGGUCUUGUGCCUUGGCUCUUGCCAGUGGCAUGGCUAUAGGUGUCCUAGCCGAGGCCUGUUCAAAAUGCUAUUGAGACGUGUUUUGUUGGCCGGCGCCAAAUUACCUUGUCUUGGGUAUUUUGAAUUGCAAGACGAUCUUGGAAAGCUCUGUUUUAUAUUGGCCUGUCAUGGAAAAUGAAUUGCAAUUCGGCGAAGAGAGAAGCUGUGAAAGUUACUGCUUGUGUGUAUUUAAAAUUUUUGUCAUUGAAAACAUUUCAGUGUUAAAAAAAAUGUACUAUCUACUUGUCUGUAAAAUGAGCAAUAGCUACUUUUAAUUUGAAAAGCUCAAACCGGAAGAGUGCCUUUAUUUCCGGAAGUAACUGAGGUUCACGGAAGUUUGCGCCUCUGCCCAUAGGAGUUCUGUUGGUGUUCAUUUUUGGAAGUAACUACAACCCCGUGGAGCCGAGAUCAAAUAAAAGAUUUUUUCUCAUUUGUAGGACUACUUUUUAGACUAUGCGCUUACUAAUACGAAACCGCAGUGGCAAGUUCUGAAUGCUGUCCAGUGGUGAGUGUGUAUGGUUUCACAUCCAUAUAUUUUCUUGCAAACAUGUUUUGAAUGACAUUAGUCGAGGCAAUUAGCAGACUCUCUUAGCCAGAACGAUUUACACGAAUUAGUUCUUCGCUACAUGCAAUCCGUUUAAACGGUUUGAUUUUUUUAUGAAAGAAACUGAGGUUAAAGGCAUACUAUACACGAUUUUUACCUUUAAAAUAUAAAAUAACCAUGCUCAGUCGUAUUGGUAAUCUCUUUUUACAACUGCUCGUUUCGUGCGACUUGUAUCUAGAUUGUAUUCGUAUUUAACCACGUUGCAUUUACACUUGGUGGUCGCAUGCGUCGGUUUGAAAUCCGAUUGUUGUUUUGCCAGUAAAAUACAAACACUGACAACGCUCUUCCUGUUUUGUUCGUCUCUCGACCAUUACUUUUCAGUUUUUACUCUCUCCUCCAGUUACCCAUUACCAUUAGUCUCCUACCCGGAAGUAUGUGGAGGAAAACAGAACGAGGAUGCAUUUUGAAAAUGUCAUCACUCAUCAAAGCAUAAUCAUAAGCGAUGUUUUUGCCGAGCCCACGAAUAGUUCCGUCGCCAACAGAUGUUACACAUGGUCAGCGCAUAAAGCUGUAAAAUAGCUUGUCAAUUUGAAUCACAAUUAGUUGCAUGUGCAAUAGGAUGUACAAAAACGAACGUGACAAUCUGGAUCCGGCAACGUUAGAUCUAAAUAAACAUCUCGUAGUAUACAAACACAACGAUUUACUGUAAUUACACAAUCCCGAUGUGCGUAAUGUUCGAACAUACAGAGAACUUCCACCUCAGGUGUACUGUAGCUAUACUAUGACAGCCUACAUUCUAUUGGCAGUUCAUUACACCUCACAAGCUAAUUCAGAAAUAUUUCUGUAGGUUAGUGAAACGAAAACGUCUCUUCAUAUUAUCCAAGUUAUUGUUUCCGAAUUCUCUUCCUGUAACUGUGGUUUCACAAUUCUCUUCCUUCUUCCCAGUCUUAAAUCGCCGUGGAUAUAAUUGGAUAUGAGCCACAUAAACAAACCGACAUUGUGUUAUCCGUUGUAGGAAAUCUUUCCUUCAGGUGAGAUGCUAUGUGUGAUGAUAACCUAUGGAAUCACACAAGUUUGGCUGAAUAUCUGGCAUAAUUGGGGAAAUUCAAGUUCUCCACCAUCUCCACUUCCUAAUAACUGGAUAUACCUUUUAAACCUUGAAUCAGACAAAAACUAAGCAGAUGAGUAUGUGAACAAUGUUGCCCAGGACACAACCACUCCAUGUACAUGCAGUGCAAAACAACUCUCCAGCUUUUAAGGAGGAGUUUUGUUUGUGUUGUGUGUCUAUGAGAGACUGAUGCGUUUACACUUGUAUAACAUUUGUCUCAAAUGUCCCUCAGGCCACCUCCUGAAGCGGUUUAGGCGAUCGGAUUUGCAUCUGUUCCUAAUGAGUCUUGGGUGGAUUCACACCUGCAUUUUUAUGUGGAUAAUCCCUUUCUGGAUGUAAUCUGGAAGCUCAAAGAAGCAUGAAACGACCAGGUUUUAAGGGGUCUCUGUCUCCAGGCACGUUUACUGAAUCCGUGCUCCUCUGCCUGCAUUAAUUCUAAAAAUGUGUUCGGGACGUUUCUGGGCGUGACUGAGCGGAGCGUAUGUACCUAGUUAGCUACUGCAAUGGAGGAGGCGAAGAAGCACAAGUACAGCGAAGCAAAACGACAAGCCGACAGGGCUCGUUCCAAAACCAGAGUCAACCUUGGAAUUGCGUUUCCUCGAUGGCGACAGUUGAAGUUCACCAAGGGGAUGAAAAGCGACGCAGACUUGGCAUGUUUUCUGUUGGACCUAGCGGUGAAGAGAUGGCCGAUUUCGCUGGUAAGCGCAAAGCUCCCCCAGAGAGCCAGCUGAGCCCUGCCACCUCUAGACACAGGAAUACCCGCUAUCCAUCUCAAAAGCUGAACGAUAGAAGUCGCGGGAAAACGAGAGUCAACAUCGGUCUGGCUUUUGGUCGGUGGAGGGAGCUGAGGGAGAUAGAAGGGCUGAGAAAUGACGCAGAGUUGGCUGCCCUUCUUCUCGACAGCUAUGAAAGUAGCCUACCGAACUCCACACCCUCAAAAACACAAAAACAGAAGGUCCACUCCACUCCAGCCCCAGCCCUGUCAAGCACCGAUUCGCUUUUUCCAGAUCGCAGAUUUGUGGAUUCCACGGAGCUCACUGAAGUAAAUAUCCAAUCAGAUUCAGUGCUUCAUUCUCCAAGAACUUUAAGCCCCGUCUCUUCAGGUGAAGACAUGAAGACAGAGCCCGUGACGGACAACAAAGAUUACGCAGUGGUGGUUUUGGAAUCCAGUUUUAUUAAAAGUGAAGAAAUAGAGGAGAGUAUAGAGAGGAAGAAUGGAUAUGGGAUGAGCAGGGAGGAAAAACUUGUUUUCUCCAACAUAAAGGAAGAGGAGGAGGAAGGUGGGGAGAGGCAAAGUGCGGUGGUGAAGAGGGAGGAUGCAGAGGUGAAGAGGGAGGAUGGUGUAAAAGUUGAAGAUGUUGAAGGCCAUGAGUGGAAAGUAGAAAAAGAGUGGGAUGGAGAUGAAAUGAAACAAACUGACAGAGCACUGAAAGAAGAUGGCCUAUCAGACUGCAGGAAACAGGAACAGGAGGGCUCGUCACCUCCAGUUACUUCCUGUCUGCUCAAACAGCCUAGAGUACCCUCCCCUGGAUCUUCUGUCACUUCCUCCAGUUGACGUAACUCAGGUGAAGAUUCAUUUCCUGAUUGGUGUUCCAUUAGAGCAUUGUUAAUCUGAAGCAGGUGUCCAGUCUCAUAACUAGUGUCAAACAUGCCAAUACUAAUGUUAUGGAUUGGGUUGACACGGGGCUCUACGCUAGUGCUCCUAAGUUGAAAAAUUUAGGAGCACACUAAUGUAUCACAAUAAUACAUGUGUUCCUAAAUUAUUUUUCCAGUUAGCCCAUGAAAAUGCAUUACAGAACCCUGUGACUUAAUGUGGGUUUCUACAAAAUUAAUCUCCUACAGUUUUGGUGCCACUGCAGCACUAAUCUUUGUCCAGUUAUUGUGCUGUUUCCACCCUGAGUUGUUUUGUAUCUUAUCUUAACCGCAUUGUACUUCUGAUUUUUUAAAAAGGCUUAAUUAAUUGAAUGUUCCCCACUUGUUGUAAUUUUUGGAUUUCUUUGCAUUCUCUGAAUUUGAAACUGGCAUUGCUCAGGCUCGCAGUUGAAUUUUGAAAAGUGAUUUUUGAAAAGUCUUUCUUUGGCAGAUUUAGGAAAAGCUAUCUACCUUUGCAGUUGGGAAACUGUAAAAAUGCGUAGCAAAUAAUUCUGUUUGAAAAACUGGAACAGAAUGUAAAUGGUAGAUCAAAGUCUGCUUGAAACAGUUACAUAAAUUCCACAGUUGUUCCUCAAAUCAUGAUCCCCAAGGACUGAGAACUGUAAGUUUUCCACCAUCUGUUUAUCUGGGAGUCAGGUGUGAAGGCAAUCUGGACAAUCAGUGGCACUAAUUGUUCAGUUAAUUACCUGAGAGGAAAGAAAAAAAGGACUUUUUAUAUUCAAACCUUGGACUCAAGGGCCAGGUUUAUUUAUUUAUAAUAAUUUUUUAAUUAUGGUAUGACAUUUAAAUUGAAUGUUUUGGAUGUUAAAAUAAUCAGUCUGCUAAAGCUAACUGUAGCCAGUAGCUCCAUGGGUAGGCAUGCAGUAAGUGAUUUUGGGUUAUGCCAGGAAAAUGCAUUUCGUUGCUCUCAAGCGACCCCUGCUGGUUAACCGGGUAGCUGCGGACUGCAUGGCAAAAGCCACACAUGAAAGGUCUUCCUCCGACUCAUGCUUGGCUUGUGGGCUGUGGUGUGAAAAUAACACUGCCUGUUUUGGAGGAGAACCACGGAUGUCUGUUCUCUCCUGACUAGGUAGUGGGGUUUGACAUGUUAAGCCCCACGUUGAGCACCAAUAUUUCUUAUCAAAAAUAUAAUAAAAUGAAAAUGUUUGUAUA
Messenger RNA from Anguilla anguilla (European eel), 4861 nucleotides. Its product is annotated as zinc finger protein 501-like. Gene Ontology annotation, molecular function: DNA-binding transcription factor activity, RNA polymerase II-specific; RNA polymerase II cis-regulatory region sequence-specific DNA binding. The record is from RefSeq and is a predicted model, not a curated record. Bases 2538 to 3611 code for a protein of 357 amino acids. Lineage: Eukaryota; Metazoa; Chordata; Actinopteri; Anguilliformes; Anguillidae. The transcript has 4 exons. Gene Ontology annotation, biological process: regulation of transcription by RNA polymerase II.